Pistacia vera is the source of this 2279-nucleotide messenger RNA. Its product is annotated as glucose-6-phosphate 1-dehydrogenase, chloroplastic-like. NCBI's taxonomy places the organism in Eukaryota, Viridiplantae, Streptophyta, Magnoliopsida, Sapindales, Anacardiaceae. The transcript has 10 exons. Gene Ontology annotation, cellular component: chloroplast stroma. The record is from RefSeq and is a predicted model, not a curated record. Gene Ontology annotation, molecular function: NADP binding; glucose-6-phosphate dehydrogenase activity. Gene Ontology annotation, biological process: glucose metabolic process; pentose-phosphate shunt, oxidative branch. The coding region runs from base 196 to 1977 and encodes 593 amino acids.
GUAGGACAAAGGCAAAAGCAGCCUUUCGGAGAUCUCAAGAGACUGACCCCUCGAUGUUUACGAAGAAGUUUUUAACCUCUCUUUCUCUUCAAAACCAACUCAUCUUCUUCACCCUUCACUUCUAUUUCUUCUGUCUACUCUAAUCUUUGUCUGUUGGAUUGGAAAAUAUAAAGAGAGUUUUUUUUUUUUUCGUGGAUGGCGACUUUGUCUUCUUCAUCAGCUCAUUGUCCAUCUUAUGCCUAUCAUCGUUUAUCAUCUUCUUCAUCAAAUGGGCAGCAUCAACGUGUUGGCUUCACUUCUUCGUUGCCCCAACGGGCUAAGAUAUCUCUUCAAUGUUUGAAAAAUUCCCAUCAAAAUGUAGUUCUCAUGCAAGAUGGUCCAGUGGCCACAACAGCAACCCCCCUUGGAAAUGAAACCCCUUUCAAGGAAUCAAAAGGUGGAUUGUUGUCGGGUACAUCUUUAGAGGAAUGUAAAGAUGCAGUCGGUUUCGAUAGCAAUGAAAAUGAGCCCUCUGUUAGUAUUACUGUUGUUGGAGCCUCUGGAGACCUUGCCAAGAAGAAGAUAUUUCCUGCACUUUUCGCACUUUAUUAUGAGGACUGUCUUCCUAAGCACUUUACUAUAUACGGUUAUGCUCGGAGUAAAAUGAGUGAUGCAGAACUCAGAACCAUGGUUAGCAGGACCCUCACUUGCAGAAUUGAUAAGAGAGAGAACUGUGAUGAAAAGAUGGAGCAAUUUCUUAAAAGAUGUUUCUACCAUUCUGGUCAGUAUGAUUCUGAGGAAAAUUUUGCUGAGCUUGACAAGAAGCUGAAAAAACAUGAGGGUGGGAGGGUUUCUAAUCGCCUCUUUUAUCUGUCCAUCCCUCCAAAUAUAUUCAUAGAUGCUGUUAAGUGUGCAAGCUUGUCAGCAUCAUCUGGUAAUGGCUGGACAAGAGUCAUUGUUGAGAAACCCUUUGGUCGAGAUUCAGAAUCCUCAGCAGCAUUGACAAAAGCCCUCAAGAACUACCUAGAUGAGGAUCAAAUAUUUAGGAUAGAUCAUUAUCUGGGAAAGGAGCUAGUAGAAAACUUAUCUGUUCUCCGCUUCUCCAACCUCAUUUUCGAACCAUUAUGGUCAAGGCAGUAUAUUAGGAAUGUACAGUUAAUAUUCUCUGAAGAUUUUGGCACUGAAGGACGUGGAGGGUACUUUGACAAUUAUGGGAUAAUAAGAGAUAUAAUGCAAAACCAUCUGCUUCAAAUUCUUGCCCUGUUUGCCAUGGAAACUCCUGUCAGUUUGGAUGCAGAAGAUAUCAGAAAUGAAAAGGUCAAAGUUUUACGUUCUAUGAGACCUUUACAACUUGAAGACAUGGUUGUGGGGCAAUAUAAGAGCCAUACAAAAGGAGGAGUUACUUACCCUGCUUACACCGAUGACAAGACUGUGCCAAAGGACAGCUUGACUCCAACUUUUGCGGCAGCUGCCCUCUUCAUAGACAAUGCAAGAUGGGAUGGGGUGCCUUUUCUCAUGAAAGCUGGCAAGGCAUUGCAUUCUAAGAGGGCAGAGAUAAGGGUGCAGUUUAGGCAUGUGCCUGGCAAUUUAUAUAACCGAAAUUUUGGAACAGAUCUUGAUCGAGCUACAAAUGAACUUGUUAUACGUGUGCAGCCCGAUGAGGCUAUUUACUUGAAGAUCAAUAACAAGAUCCCUGGUCUGGGAAUGAGAUUGGACCGUAGUAAUCUAAACCUUCACUAUGCAGCUAGAUAUUCAAAGGAGAUUCCAGAUGCAUAUGAGAGGCUUCUACUGGAUGCUAUUGAAGGGGAAAGGAGGCUGUUUAUCCGAAGUGAUGAACUAAAUGCUGCUUGGGCUCUCUUCACUCCUCUUCUCAAAGAACUAGAAGAGAAAAAGAUUAUCCCGGAGUACUAUCCUUAUGGAAGUCGGGGACCUGUUGGAGCUCACUACCUUGCAGCCAGAUAUAAAGUUAGAUGGGGCGACCUCAAUGUAGAGCAAUAACUGCUAUCAGAGAGACGUUAUGCAAGCAGAAAAGCUUACUGAUAGAUAUUAUUGUAUUCGGGUGCAUCAAGUUUGCAUUAUCCAUGGUAUGGUAGUGGAUGAAGAUAGCUCUUAUUAGAAACAGGCAGGUCAGGUUUGUAAAGCAAAUAGAGAGGUCAAAUCAAGGAAGAGCAGGACCCUUUCUUUUGCGAGAUUUGUUUUUUUUUUCUUUUCCACAUAUGAUCUGCCUUUUUAAUAUUUUCUUGGUUCUUCCCAGAGUUGAAAGGGAAAUAGAUAAGAGUUCUUAAUGUUGGUUAUAAACA